Molecule: messenger RNA, 2168 nt
Organism: Podarcis muralis (Common wall lizard)
Lineage: Eukaryota; Metazoa; Chordata; Lepidosauria; Squamata; Lacertidae
Source: RefSeq, a predicted model, not a curated record
AAUUCAUAAACAGGCCUCCACUCCCAAUAUUCCGGCAGAUGCAGAAUGGACACGGUGUAAUUUUCUCUGAUGGGGAACUUUGGAAAGCCACACGUCGAUACACCUUGGCGAGCUUGCGGGAUCUCGGGAUGGGCAAAAAACGGAUAGAAGGAAAGAUUCAGGAAGAGCUGCAGUUCCUGGUUGAGCUGAUCAAGUCUUUUAAAGAUGAAGCCUUUCCGCUGAAGACAUUAACUUUAGCUACAACAAACGUCGCCUAUGGCAUAGUGUUUGGAGACAGGUUUGACUAUGACGACGAGACUUUUCUCACUCUGUUAAAACACGUUGAUGACGUGGUGGUCCUCCUGGGAGAACCACAGCUGCAGGUAUAUAAUGUCUACCCGUUCCUUGGAUUCCUUUUAAAACCCCACAAGAUGAUCUUGGACACAAUGGAAAAGACCCGUGUCAUUCUGAGGGAAUACCUUGCAGCGGGCAAGAAGAGUAUCAAUGAGAACCUCUUACAAAACUACUACGACUAUAUGCUAACCAAGCAACAGUCAGAGGAAAGGAGCAAAGACAGGAACUUGUUCCAUGACACCAACAUUGUGGCAGCUGUCUUUGACCUGGUCCUAGCUGGGACAGAGACCACAGGCACCACACUGCAGUGGGCUAUCCUGCUGAUGAUGAAAUACCCCGACAUUCAACGGCAGGCACGAGAGGAAAUCGAAAGGGUCAUUGGGCUGGAACGCCUGCCCACCUGUGAAGACAGGAAGCAGCUGCCCUUCAACAACGCCAUAGUCCACGAGGUGCAGAGGUUUGCCAGCAUCCUCCAGCAGUUUCCCCGCUGCACCGCUGUGGACACUUGCUUCCGCGGCUACUUCAUUCCCAAGGGCACACCCGUGAUCCCCUCUCUCACCUCCGUGCUGUAUGACAAGACCCAGUGGGAAACCCCCACCCAGUUUAACCCCAACCACUUUCUGGAUGCCGAGGGGAACUUUGUGAAGAAGGACGCCUUCCUGCCCUUUACUAUAGGCCGUAGGAAUUGUCCCGGAGAAAGCCUGGCCUUGAUGGAGAUCUUCUUGUUCUUUGUUGGGUUGCUCCAAAGGUUUACGUUUUGUCCUCCUCCUGGAAAGACCGUUUCAGAUUUGGACCUCACCCCCGAAGUCACCUUCACACUGAGGCCCCAAGCUUACUCUACCUGUGCUGUGCACUAAAAGGAGAACAGCUUGUCCCAGUGGAAGUGUUCUUUUGUCUCAUUUGCCCAGGUGAAUGUUCAGAUUACAAUAUGCACAUCUGCUAGUUAGUGCAUGAAGAUGCUAAGGACUACAGAGUUAUAUUGCUAGAUAGAGAGGGAGGAAGUGAAGCCUUUCUACUUCCUUUCUCUGUGUAUGUGUGUGUACCAUGUAACGAGACAGACAGGUGUGAGUGCUCCCAAGCUUACAGCACAUGCUUGGAAUUAUAUUCUGUACAUUCUGUCCAAGAGUGUUCUGCUAUACUUUCCCUCGCAGCUGCAUGGAACAACACAUGUAUCAGGCCUAUGAAUAUGUAAGUAAAACAUUCUAAACUUGCUUUUUUAAAAAAAAUAUCUUUAUCGAAAGUUCAAAAAGUACAUAAUUAUAUGUGCACUAAACACACUGAGACGUAAAUAAAAGAGAGAGAAAGAGAAACAGAACCCGUGUAGAAGGGGAAAUGAGGGGGGGAGGGGAAACCCAAAACUGUGUACUUUAUAAGGUUGUUAAUGUACUUCACCAGAUCUUAACCUAUUAUAAUAUUUGUAAGAAUGGAUUCUAAAUAUCAUUGAAUUUCUCCAUAGCGAGUCUGCAUUUAUAUGCAAGUUGUUCAUAUGUUGAGAGUUUGUAUAAGUCUUCAAUCCAAUUGUAGAAGGGAGCUGCAUUUUCAUUUUUCCAGUUCAUCAGGAUCAGUCUUUUUGUUGUGGUCAGGGCACGGAGAGACCACUCAUAUUGUCCUUUUGUAAGGUUCCAUGUGCUAGGUAUAUCAUUCAAGAGGAUAUUUUGCUCUGUAAAUGUAAGGUUGUUUCGUACAGUUCUGUUGAUAGUUUUAGUUACCUUCUGCUUGGAAUUAUAUUCUGUACUUUAUAUCCAAUAGUGUUCUGCUUGUGCUUUUCCUUGCCGCUGCAUGAAACAACACAUGUAUCAGGCAUAUGAAUAUGUAAGUAAAGCAUUCUAAAAGUG